AUGGCGCGAAUUUUGAUUACUUUAUUUUUCGUCGUGUCGGCCGUUUUGGUGGCAAAUGUUGCAACAGAAAAUGUGGAGCCGAAGCCGAGACCGAAGAAAGUCCUGGACACAGUCAUGACGCCUGUCUACAUUCCAGCAGAGGAGAAACACGGGUCUUACUGGAAGAAAUCAGCAGUAAAUACCCUAAGAGAAAAGUUAAAGGAGACUCCAAACAUAAAUAAAGCGAAGAAUGGAAUCCUUUUUAUAGGAGAUGGCAUGUCUUUAGCAACGGUGAUGGCUGCGAGAACAUUUUCUGGUCAACUGGACAGGGGAUUAGGAGAAGAUUCUAUUUUGGAGUUUGAGAAUUUCCCUGUCAGUGGUCUUGCAAGGACAUAUUGCAUUGAUGCACAAGUCGCGGAUUCUGCUUGUACUGCAACUUCUUAUCUAACGGGGGUGAAGACGAAAUAUGGUGUGGUCGGCCUGGACGGUAACGUAACCAGGGGUUCCUGUGAUUCGCAACGUCACCCACCAAACUGGACGCCGUCAAUAGGACAGUGGGCCUUAGAUCAGGGACUUGACGUAGGUUUCGUAACAACCACACGAGUGACGCAUGCAUCUCCAGCCGGCAUGUAUGCUCAUAGUUCUGAACGGAAUUGGGAGUCUGACGCAGAUGUUCCUACGGAGUGUCUAGCUUUGGGCUGUCGGGAUAUCGCUUCGCAAUUAAUUAUGAGCACACCUGGAAGGCAUUAUAAGGUGAUUAUGGGGGGUGGACGGAGAGAGCUCCUGCCGAAUGUAACGAGUCCAAUCAGUGAAAAUAAGGGAAGACGGCUAGAUGGAAUAGACCUCACCGAGUUAUGGCAUGUGGACAAAUUAUCUAUGAACGCGACACAUCAGUACGUGACUGACAGAACUGACCUAAUGAAGGUUUUCAAUUCAGACGACCUCCCAGAAUACUUACUUGGGCUGUUCCACGAUGACCACAUGGAUUAUCAUUUGAAGGCUAAAAACCAACCUACUCUUGAAGAAAUGGUCGAAGUGGCGAUUAAGAUGCUAAGUAGAAAUAAACGAGGAUACUUUCUAUUUGUCGAAGGUGGCAGAAUAGACCACGCCCAUCACGACAGCUUAGCACACUUAGCUCUAGACGAAACAGUUGAGUACUCUAAAGCAGUUAAAAAAGCAAGGUCUUUAACAAACGAAGAUGAUACACUAAUAGUUGUCAGUGCCGACCACGCACACACAAUGACUGUAGCUGGUUACCCGUCAAGAGGGAACGAUAUAUUGGGGACUGUUGAUACAGCCAAUUCCCUAGAUGGGAAAGCUUAUACGACAAUCAGUUAUGCCAACGGCAAAGCUGUCUCUACAGGAGAAGAUGGAACUCGGUUGGACGUGACUAAAGAUAAAAAUUUCAUAACUAGAGAUUUAGAUUAUUCAUAUCCGAGCCUAGUGCCGUUGGAUUCAGAGACACAUGGAGGAGAGGACGUUCCAGUAUACGCUUCAGGACCUUGGCAGCACUUGUUCACAGCCAGUUACGAACAGAAUGUUGUUCCUCAUUUAAUGGCUUAUGCUAUGUGUCUUACAGAGGACAAACACAAAGAAUGUGCAGGUCAUCAUUCUGCUGGGUUAAAUACACAACCUACUAGAACUAUUUUAUUAAGUUUAUCUGUGAUGGUUGGUUUAAGAUUACUUAUUUAA
Molecule: messenger RNA, 1671 nt
Organism: Arctia plantaginis
Lineage: Eukaryota; Metazoa; Arthropoda; Insecta; Lepidoptera; Erebidae
Source: the annotation of a GenBank genome assembly